AUGCAUCCCCAGGGCGUUUUGCCGAUGGGCCCCCUACCUAUGGGGGCUCCGCAGCAGCAGCAACAGGCAGGAAGGGGUCCCAGCAGCGGAAGCUCCUCUGGGGCCCCCGACUUAUUGACCUCUCUGAAGCCAUGUAAGCUGCCAGAGGACAUGCCGCUACCCGUGAGCAGCAGAAAGGCAGCAGCAGCAGCUGCAGCAGAGAAUGACGACGAAGAAGACAGUGGCGGGUUUGACUGGAAGGGCCUCGCGCGUUCUUCCCAGCAACCGCGGAAGCAGCAGCAGCCAAGGAAUGCCUCGGAUGCCGUUGCUAAAGCGUCGCAGCGUAUUGCUGUCAUCACGGGGGGAGGGGGCUCCCAGAGUGCUGGAGCAGGUGCAGCAGCAGCAGCGCAGCAACACUCCAGUCAGAAACGUGAGCCUGAGCGCCAGGGUCCCCAAGAGGCAACCGACAACUUAGGGCGCAGGGUGUGGGACAAGGAGUAUUACGAGGAGAAGGCCAAGGAAAAGGCUUCGUUGCUGGGGGUUGAAUCUUUUCUAGACUUGCUACCAAAACCCAGAGAGAAGCCCAAACCGCCGCCGCUGCCGCCGUGCGGCUACCGGCAGCAGCUGCAGCAGCGCACAUUUAAACUCGACUUCGAGAGAGAAGUCGGCCGCACGAAAAUGGUCACCCUGCAGACCCCCAGGAUGCAGCAGGGAGGGUUCUGGUGCGACAUUUGCGAGUGUUUGUGCAAGGACUCACAAGCCUAUUUGGAUCAUAUUAAUGGCCGCAACCACAACCGGCUUCUUGGAAUGAGUAUGCGCGUAGAGCGGGUGCCCUUGGCUCGGGUUAAGGCCAAGUUGCAGGCAGCGCGGCAGACGGCGGGGACUGGGUGGGAGCCUCCAAACCCAAAGACAAAAGCGGAUGCGCCUGUAAGGCAGCAGCAGCAGCAGCAGCAAGGAGGAGGCGCUCAGGGAACGUCAGGGGGAUUCGGGGCCCUUGCGGGCGGCGCAGGAGCCGAAGGGGGGGCUGCGGAGGCGGAAGAUGAAUUUGAAAGGGUCAAGCGACGCCUAGAAGAGCUCCAGAGGGAGCAAGAACUGAAGAAGCAGCGUAAGAAGGAAAAGAAGAGAGCUGCUGCUGCUGCUGCAGGCGGGACCACGCCAGCAGCAAAAGUAGCAACACCGGCAAACACAGGGCUGGAAGCCAAUCCGGACGCCGCUGCCCUGGCAGCCAUGGGGUUGCCGACUUCUUUCAGUGGCUGCUGA
Molecule: messenger RNA, 1239 nt
Organism: Eimeria acervulina
Lineage: Eukaryota; Apicomplexa; Conoidasida; Eucoccidiorida; Eimeriidae
Product: C2H2-type zinc finger-containing protein, related
Exons: 4
Coding region: 1-1239 (412 amino acids)
Biological process (GO): mRNA splicing, via spliceosome
Cellular component (GO): spliceosomal complex; U4/U6 x U5 tri-snRNP complex
Molecular function (GO): nucleic acid binding; zinc ion binding
Source: RefSeq, a predicted model, not a curated record